Messenger RNA from Limanda limanda (common dab), 5826 nucleotides. It is a transcript of the gene ptprsa, whose product is annotated as protein tyrosine phosphatase receptor type Sa. The transcript has 39 exons. The record is from RefSeq and is a predicted model, not a curated record. Gene Ontology annotation, biological process: protein dephosphorylation. Gene Ontology annotation, molecular function: protein binding; protein tyrosine phosphatase activity. The coding region runs from base 1 to 5826 and encodes 1941 amino acids. Lineage: Eukaryota; Metazoa; Chordata; Actinopteri; Pleuronectiformes; Pleuronectidae.
AUGCAUGUGACUCAUGUUCCAUCCCAUCCACUAUCUCCACUGCUUAUCCUUCACUUCAUGUUUUUAUCUCCGUCUGAUCCACCACCAAGGUUCACGAAGGUUCCCGUCGACCAGAUUGGCGUCUCAGGGGGCGUGGUCUCCUUCGUUUGCCAGGCGACAGGCGACCCCAAGCCCCGGGUGAGCUGGAACAAGAAAGGCAAGAAGGUCAACUCCCAGCGCAUAGAGACCAUCGAGUUUGACGAGGCCGCCGGCGCCGUGCUCAGAAUCCAGCCUCUGCGCGCGCCGCGAGACGAGAACAUCUACGAAUGCGUAGCCGAGAACAGCGAGGGCGAGAUCACCGUCAAUGCCAAGCUGUCCAUCAUCCGAGAGGACCUGCUCCCAGCUGGCUUCCCUAACAUCGACAUGGGCCCCCAACUGAAAGUGGUGGAGCGCACUCGAACAGCCACCAUGCUGUGUGCUGCCAGUGGCAACCCUGACCCAGAAAUCACCUGGUACAAAGACUUCCUGCCCAUUGAUCCCAGUGCAAGUAAUGGGCGAAUCAAGCAGCUACGCUCAGAAACAUUUGAGGGCACCCCGAUUCGAGGUGCCUUGCAGAUCGAGAACAGCGAGGAGACGGACCAGGGGAAGUACGAGUGCGUGGCGUCUAAUGUGGAAGGCGUGCGCUACUCAUCCCCUGCUAACCUAUAUGUGCGAGAGCUUCGAGAAGUCCGGCGGGUCCCUCCUCGCUUCUCCAUUCCACCGACGAGUCAGGAAAUCAUGCCCGGAGGCAGUGUGAACAUAACGUGCGUUGCGGUGGGGUCGCCCAUGCCUUACGUCAAGUGGAUGCUGAACGCGGAGGAUUUGACACCAGAGGAUGAGAUGCCAGUGGGCAGGAACGUGCUCGAACUGAGCAGCGUUCGUGAGUCUGCCAACUACACCUGUGUAGCCAUGAGCAGCCUUGGCAUCAUUGAGGCUGUGGCGCAGAUCACCGUCAAAUCUCUCCCCAAGCCUCCAGGUACUCCUGUGGUUACUGAAACCACUGCCACCAGUGUGACCAUCACCUGGGACUCUGGCAAUCCAGAACCAGUGACUUACUACAUUAUCCAGUACAGGGCAAAGUCCCCAGACAGCAAGUAUGAGACAGUGGAUGAUAUCACCACUACACGUUACAGCAUUGGAGGCCUCUACCCCAACACAGAGUAUGAAAUCCGUGUCUCAGCCGUCAACACAAUUGGCCAGGGUCCUCCCAGUGACCCAGUAGAAACCAGGACUGGAGAACAAGCCCCAGCUAGUCCACCACGGAACAUUCAGGCCCAGAUCAUUUCCCAAAACACCAUGAUGGUGCGCUGGGAAGAACCCGAGGAGCCCAAUGGGCAGAUCAAGGGAUACCGGGUUUAUUACACCAUGGACGACUCCCAGCCCAUGAGCCUCUGGCAGAUCCACAAUGUCCAGGACAGCAUCAUCACUACUAUCCAGAGCCUGGUUCCUCAAGAGACAUACACAAUCAAAGUUCUUGCAUUCACUUCUGUAGGCGAUGGACCCUUCUCAGAGCCCAUCCAUGUCAAAGUACUGCAAGGAGUUCCAGGUCAACCGUCCAAAUUCAUGGUUGGUGCUGUGUCUGACACCAGUGUUGAGCUGACCUGGGAACCUGCCUAUGACAAGGAGGGAAUAAUAAAUUAUGAACUUCGCUACUCAGAAGGCAGUUUCGGGACCCCGAUGAAGAAAACCUUUGGACCCACAUCUGCAUAUGUUGUGGAAGGGCUCCGCCCAAACACAGAUUACCAAUUCUCCCUGGCAGCCAUUUCAAACAAAGGCAUCGGAGCCUUCACAAAUGACAUAUCGCAGAAGACCCUGCAAGCCAAGCCCUCAGCCCCCCCUCAAGACAUUAAGUGCAGCAGCACCAGCUCCACCUCCCUGCUGGUAAGUUGGCACCCCCCGCCUGUGAAGAGUCAGAACGGUGUCCUGGCGGGGUACAGGGUGCGCUACGAGGUGGUGGGCCCGUCGGAGGGCGACGGCGACGAAGACCCCGACGAGCCGACGGUGCCUGCCACCGAGGAGCAGAUGCUGCUGCAGCGACUGGAGAAGUGGACCCAGUACCACAUCACCGUGUCGGCCCUCACCGUGGUCGGGCCGGGCCCUGAGAGCGAGCCCCUGCUCUGCCGGACAGAUGAAGAUGUUCCGGGGGCUCCUCCAAGGCGUGUGGAGGUGGAGGUCCUGAACUCCACCGCACUUAAGGUGAUGUGGCGCUCCAUGACGCCAGGCAAGCAGCACGGUCAGAUCCGUGGUUACCAGGUUCACUACGUGCGAGUGGAAAAUGGCGAGUCAAGGGGCCUCCCCCUCAUCAAGGACGUCAUGCUGGCCGACGCCCAGUGGGAAACGGACGAUACAGCUGAUUAUGAUAUGGUCAUUGGAGGACUCAAGCCAGAGACCACUUACUCCAUCACGGUGGCAGCAUACACCACCAAAGGUGAUGGAGCCCGGAGCAAACCCAAACUGGUGGUGACCAAAGGGGCAGUGCCUGGUGCACCCUUUCUGUCUGUGGCUCAGGAAUCAGAGACAUCAGCCGUUGUUCGCUGGGACCCUCCAGAUCUGACCAAUGGCAUGGAUCUGCAGGGUUACCGGCUCCAGUUUGGCCGCAAAGAUGUCUCUCCCUUGGCCACUCUGGAAUUUGCUCCCCAGGAACGACAGUACCCUGUGGGCAACAUUCACCGGGGUGCCACUUAUCUCUUUAAAAUCUCUGCCAAGAGCAGGGGGGGCUUUGGGGAAGAGGCUGUUGUGGAACUCGGUAUGCCUGAGAAUUCGCCAGGCGGAUACCCUCAAAUUAAUGAGGGCUCCAAUGUGACAUGCUGCUCAGUGCAGCUGUCCUGGUCCCCACCAGUGCUGGCAGAGAGGAAUGGGGUAAUCACAGAGUAUACGUUGGCCUAUAAAGAGACUGCUGCCAAAGGAGCACCGCAGGAGCUGAACUUGGCCCCCAACCUGUCCAACUACGUGCUCAACAGCCUCAAACCGAACUCAGCGUACGAUGUGAAAAUUCGUGCACACACCAGUGUAGGUCCAGGGCCCUACAGCCCUCCUACCCAGUAUCGGACGGUGGCCUUUGAUCCAGCAGAUGUCCCCAAGAAUUUCACAGUCAAAUGGGCCACCAAGACCGCAGUGGUUCUGGCGUGGAAGUUUUCUGAAAGCAGGUCUCCAUACAAAUGCACGAUUGAAUACAACCGUCAGAAGAUGGACGUGGAUGCCAGGCUGAUGAGGGUUCUCGUCACUGGACUAAGGCACAACACCACAUAUGAGUUCAGGGUGACCUGCCAAGAAAGCAUGGACGGUGGGCCGAGGCACCGCGUGGUGGCCAGGACCGCGCCACUCAUUCUGGUCAAGAAGCCCAAGAUGGACAUCUACGCGGAUCCUGAGAACCUACUCACUAUGUCCUUCCCACCGGUCGAUACCCAGGAUAUCAAGAUCUUCUAUGUAGUGGUGGUGCCUCUUAAGAGGACGAUAGGAGCUGUCAAAAACCUGAAGAACCCUGAUGAAAUGGACAUGGAAGAGCUGUUGCGGGAGGUGACCCACAAGCGUCGCUCCCGCCGUCAGCUGGCGCAGCAGGACCAGAGGAAGCCCUUCAUCACGGCGUGCUUCAGGCAGCUGCCCUCCAGCUUCACGGUGGGAUCGGACCACCGGCACAGCAGCUGUGAGAACAAGCCUCUCGAGCCGGGCCAGGAGUACGUCUUCUUCCUGCUGGCUGAACUCAACGCCACCGCUGGGAAAAUGUUUGCCACCAGCCCGUACACGGACACAGUGAUGACCCCUCAGGUGGUGGGGGACCCCCUGCCAGUAGAGACUGGUGAUGGACUCAUAUGGGUGGUGGGCCCAGUGCUGGCAGUGGUCUUCAUCAUCUGCAUCGUCAUCGCCAUUCUCCUUUACAAAAACAAACCUGACAGUCGCAAGAGAAAAGAGUCGGAGCCGCGCACAAAGUGUCUGCUGAACAACGCAGACAUUACCCCCCACCACCCCACAGACCCUGUGGAGAUGAGACGCAUCAAUUUCCAAACUCCAGAUUCUGGUCUGAGCAGUCCUCAGAGUGAAGCAGAUAUUGACUAUGAAAGUAUGAUGAAUCAUCCUCCCAUCCCCAUCUCCGAGCUGGCGGAACACACGGAGCUGCUCAAAGCCAACGACAACCUCAAAAUCUCCCAGGAAUAUGAGUCCAUCGAUCCAGGCCAGCAGUUCACCUGGGAGCAUUCCAACCUGGAGGUGAACAAGCCCAAGAACCGCUACGCCAACGUCAUCGCCUACGACCACUCCCGGGUCAUCCUGGCUCCCAUUGACAGUAUCACAGGUAGCGACUACAUUAACGCCAACUACAUCGAUGGCUACAGGAAGCAGAACGCCUACAUCGCCACCCAGGGUCCUUUACCCGAGACGUUUGGGGACUUCUGGAGGAUGGUGUGGGAGCAGAGAGCAGCCACCGUGGUCAUGAUGACCAGGCUGGAGGAGAAGUCACGGAUCAAGUGUGACCAGUACUGGCCCAGUCGUGGCACAGAAACCUAUGGUAUGACUCAAGUCACCCUGCUGGACACGAUAGAACUGGCCACUUUCUGUGUCCGCACUUUCUCCUUGCACAAGAACGGCUCCAGUGAGAAGCGGGAGGUUCGUCAGUUCCAGUUCACGGCGUGGCCUGACCACGGCGUGCCAGAGUACCCCACCCCGUUCCUGGCCUUCCUCCGUCGAGUGAAGACCUGCAACCCGCCUGAUGCCGGACCCAUCAUAGCCCACUGCAGUGCGGGUGUGGGGCGGACGGGCUGCUUUAUCGUCAUCGAUGCCAUGCUAGAGCGCAUCAAGCACGAGAAGACGGUCGACAUUUACGGCCACGUGACGCUGAUGCGGUCUCAGCGGAACUACAUGGUGCAGACGGAGGACCAGUACAGCUUCAUCCACGAUGCACUGCUGGAGGCGGUGGCCUGCGGCAACACCGAGGUGGCUGCCCGGAGCCUCUACUCCUACAUCCAGAAGCUGGCGCAGGUGGAGAGCGGCGAGCAUGUCACCGGCAUGGAGCUGGAGUUCAAGCGUUUGGCCAACUCCAAAGCCCACACGUCGCGCUUCAUCAGUGCCAACCUCCCCUGCAACAAAUUCAAGAAUCGGCUGGUCAACAUCAUGCCCUACGAGACCACACGCGUCUGUCUGCAGCCAAUCAGAGGCCUGGAAGGAUCCGACUACAUCAACUCCAGUUUCAUUGAUGGAUACAGGCAACAGAAAGCCUACAUCGCCACACAGGGCCCUCUGGCCGAGACUACAGAAGACUUCUGGAGAAUGCUCUGGGAGAACAACUCUACCAUCGUAGUCAUGUUGACCAAACUGAGAGAGAUGGGACGGGAAAAGUGUCACCAAUAUUGGCCUGCUGAGCGCUCUGCCAGGUAUCAGUACUUCGUAGUGGAUCCCAUGGCCGAGUACAACAUGCCCCAGUACAUCCUACGAGAGUUCAAGGUCACAGACGCCAGGGACGGCCAGUCCAGGACAGUAAGGCAGUUCCAGUUCACCGAUUGGCCAGAGCAAGGCGUCCCCAAAUCCGGGGAGGGCUUCAUUGAUUUCAUUGGCCAGGUUCAUAAAACAAAGGAGCAGUUUGGACAGGAUGGACCAAUCUCUGUUCACUGCAGUGCUGGCGUGGGCCGGACCGGAGUCUUCAUCACCCUCAGCAUCGUGCUGGAGAGAAUGCGCUACGAAGGCGUGGUCGAUAUCUUCCAGACAGUGAAGAUGCUCCGGACACAGAGGCCGGCCAUGGUCCAGACUGAGGAUGAGUACCAAUUCUGCUACCACGCAGCUCUGGAAUACUUAGGAAGCUUUGAUCACUAUGCAACGUAA